This is a messenger RNA of Styela clava, 891 nucleotides long. NCBI's taxonomy places the organism in Eukaryota, Metazoa, Chordata, Ascidiacea, Stolidobranchia, Styelidae. The record is from RefSeq and is a predicted model, not a curated record.
AUGAAGAAAAAAAAAUCUAAAACGACGCAUGGACGAAUACCAAAACCAGUUAUAUCAAAGAACUUCACUCAUCUAAUUGUUAAAAGAGAAUACCAAUGCAUUUGCUGUAAAGAUAUGAUUUGGAAUAAGAAAUUUCAACAAAUCAGUUGCAGUAAUAAAUCCCACCAGAGACUUUACAUCAUACCGACAAGUACAAAUUUUACAGGUCACCCCAAACCAAGUUUUUUCCUGAGGCAAGACAAUUUCAAGUUUACCGGGUCAUUUUUGGAAUCGACAAAUCUGAACGAUUUUGACUGUUUUAUUGAAUGUGGAAAACAAAAUUUUUUCUGGGCUGCUGUCACUGAUGAAACACAAUGCAUUUGUCAUAAUAAUAGACAAAGCAAUAACGUUAUUGAUUAUGGAUCGGAUGCUCUGAAGACACAAUUUCAAAAGACCGUUACACAAACUACACCUGGGUAUAGUACGAUUUACAGAACACUACACAUCAACGAAGAAUGCUAUUUUGAAAAAACUUAUGCUUCAAAUAAACAUGUUCCAUACGUUGGAAUAUUAAGCUUUCCUGGUUCUGGUAAUACUUGGUUUCGGCAUCUUCUUGAGAUGGCAACUGGGAUAUAUACUGGAAGCGUAUAUGAUGAAGCGGAAUUGUUUUCAUAUGGAUUUUACGGAGAAAUUUUAGAAAUGACGAGUAACGACAUCCUCGGUGUGAAAGAUCACGUGAUUCACAAAAGGAAUAAAAAGAUGUACAACAAGCAGAUUUUGAUCAUUAGAAAUCCAUACGAUGCGUUUAUGGCAGAAUUCAACAGGAAAGCAUCUGGGCAUGUUGGACACAGAAAUAGCAGCGACUUUCAAACGUCAGGUAAAAGAGAUAAUGAUUUUAGGAAGAAGAGAUGA